CGCAAACGCAUUUAUCCCUGGACAGUAUCUCUUGCUUUGGUUUGAUUGAUUUCUCGUGACCCUUUCAAAAGGGUCAGCGGAACGAGCACCAGGUGCACUAGGGACCAAGGCCGGGAACAGCCGACGGGUCUUCGGUUGCAGACGGAAAGAUGUGGCAGUUGUUACUUUGAUGAAUGGCACUGUUCUCUGGAGGGUUGUCCAGAAACAUAGAGCACCGAGGAAUCUUAAUCGUUUAGCUCCGAAUCUUUUUGGCAGUGGAAGCAGUGACUUGCCAAUACAGCAGAAGUCUGAUUUUCUUCUGAAAGAGUAAAUAAAAUGCAGAGCCGCAAAUAUCUGAAGUUUGCAGCGGAAACUGGCAAGUGAAAUUUAACUCCCUUGGAACUGAGAGCACAGUCUCUAGUUAUUGAUUUGGAGGCCAGUGUUAAAUGAAUAUAAACCAAAUUAACAUCAGAAGAUUGGAUUUACUUUCCCGACUGGAGCAAAGGUUCAGAUCGUCUGAGUUAGACGGGCUCUCGUAACUUGCGCCGUUUGUAAAGAGUAGCACCAGGGAGUCUGAUGGCUUCAGACGAUAAGCGAGACAAAAGCAUGUCUUUCACACAGAUGGUAAUAGAAGAGGACUCCAUGAGGAAUGGAAGAGGUCUGUCCGAUCAGUGGGCCGAUUCAGUGGUGGUUCGUCCCAGGACCACUGAAAAGCACAUCACUGUGCACAAAAGACUCGUACUCGUUUUUGCCAUUUCCAUCUUGGGUCUUAUCAUCGUCACAAUCAUAGCAGUGCUGCUGAGUGUUAAAUUUGAGGAAUGUGGCAAUGAAAGCAGCAACAGAGUAGUGAAACACUACCAUGUACAAUGGGGCAAGUUUAAUCAGACCAAGGAAAGUCCCAGUAAGCCCUAUCGUACAGUACCCUGGGCACAGCUGAGGUUGCCCGCUUCUGUAAAACCCUCUCACUACAAUCUGAACAUAAUUGUUUACAUGGACAAUUUUACCUUCUCUGGAGUAGUCCACAUUCAGAUGCACUGCGUGAACUCCACCAAGCACAUAGUUCUGCAUGCGGACAAACUGUCGGUUGAAGGGGUAGAGGUGACUGUUGCCAACAGCUUGGUCCCACUCGGAUCAAAAAUAUUCUUGUAUAAGCAAACUCAAGUUUUAGUGAUUAUCCUGACCCAGGACCAGGCACAUGAACACUACACCAUAAAAAUAAACUACAGUGCCAAUAUAGCAGAUGAACUGCUUGGCUUCUUUCAGAGCUCGUUUGUGACAGCCGGGGUGAGGAGUUAUCUUGCGGUGACACAGUUUUCUCCCGUGCAUGCCCGUCGGACCUUUCCCUGUUUUGAUGAGCCAGUCUACAAAGCAACGUUUAGAGUUGGCAUUAAGCACCAAGACAUUUACUUGGCGCUGUCAAACAUGCCAGUUGCUACCACAAUAUACGAGGAAGGCGGGUGGGUCACUGAGCAGUUUGCAGAAACACCUCGAAUGUCGACAUACUAUCUGGCCUGGGCAAUCUGCAACUUCACCUAUAAGGAGACAGUGACCGAUCGUGGCAUCACUGUGAGACUGUAUGCUAGACCGGAUGCUAUUCAACAAGGAUCUGGUGAUUAUGCUUUAAAUAUUGCAAAGAGGCUGCUGGAAUUUUAUGAAGAUUACUUUAAUAUCAGCUAUUCAUUACCAAAAUUAGAUCUGUUAGCUGUGCCUAAAUUCCCAUAUGCCGGUAUGGAAAACUGGGGAUUGAGUGUGUUUGUAGAAGAAAGGAUUUUGCUGGAUCCUGAAGUCUCGUCCAUUUCCUAUUUACUGGACAUCACUAUGGUUGUCGUACAUGAAAUCUGCCAUCAGUGGUUUGGUGAUCUCGUGACUCCUAUUUGGUGGGAAGAUGUAUGGUUAAAGGAAGGAUUUGCUCACUAUUUUGAAUAUAUUGGCACUGAUUACCUUUACCCAAAAUUUAAUAUGGAGAAACAACAAUUCCUGACUGACAACCUACAUGAAGUGAUGCUGCUUGAUGGUCUGGCCAGUUCACAUCCAAUAUCCCAGGAAGUCCUUCAAGCAACAGACAUAGAUACAGUUUUUGACUGGAUUGCAUACAAGAAGGGUGCUGCAUUGAUUCGAAUGGUGGCUAAUUUUAUGGGACAGAAUGUAUUUCAAAAGGGAUUACAGGAUUUUUUGACUGCUCACAUGUAUGGCAAUGUGGGGAGAAAUGACUUAUGGAACAAACUUAAAGAGACUUUGCAGAAAAUUGGAGAAAAUAGAAAUAUCAAAGAAGUCAUGGACUGUUGGACAUUACAGAUGGGUUAUCCUGUGGUCACCAUUGUUAGGAAUGAGAAGAGUGCUCAUCUUUUAACAGUCAAGCAAGAACACUUCAUCUAUAGCCGGAACAGAAAAUCAAUGAAUCUAACUUCAUUAAAUAACAGCUAUUUGUGGAAAAUUCCUCUGACUGUCGCUGUAGGAAACUUAAGCCAUAUCUCAACAGAGCAGAUGAUAUGGAUUAACAAUAAAACAGAGCAUCAUCGAAUCCGUACGUUGGAUGAAAAUAGUUGGUUUUUAGGAAACCUUAAUCAGACUGGCUACUUUAGGGUUAACUAUGAUUUGAGGAACUGGCGGUUGUUAAUCGAACAGCUCCUGACCAAACCGGAGGUGAUCUCAGUUGGGAACCGAGCAGGUCUGAUCGAUGAUGCUUUUAACCUAGCCAGAGUUGGCUAUUUACCACAGAACAUUCCUCUGGAGAUUAUAAAGUACCUUUAUAAGGAGAAAGAGUUUCUUCCAUGGCAUGCUGCAAGUAACGUACUGCUUUACCUGGACCGGCUGGUGGAUCGGAACAAGGAGUACAACAUUUUUAGUCAAUAUAUUCUGCAGCAAGUUGCACCAAUGUACAACCUCCUGGGAUGGCCAGAAGAUGCAGCAAACAGUUCUGUUAUUCAAGCAUCAUAUCAGACUGAGGAACUGCGCCGAAAAAUUCUUAUCCUGGCUUGUAAAUUUGGAAUUGUCCUCUGCCGUGAGAAGGCCAUGUUGUUUCUUUCAGAAUGGAUGGAAACUGAUCAAAACAGGAUACCACCAAAUGUUCGAGACAUUGUCUACUGCACUGGGAUCUCACUCAUGGAUGACAAUGUGUGGGAAUUUAUCUGGAGCAAAUACCAAUCCUCCACUGUGGUUCUGGAAAAGAAAAUUCUACUGGAGUCUUUGGCAUGCAGCAAGAAUACCUUUUUGCUGAACAGGCUUCUUAACUUUUCAUUAAGUUCCCAAUUGGUUCCUGAUCAGAAUGUCAUAGAUGUUUUAAUUCAUGUGGCUAAACAUCCAAAUGGUCGAGAUUUGGCCUGGAAAUUUUUUCAGGAUAAAUGGGCCAUACUUAAUUCAAGAUUUGGAGAAGCUUUGUUUAUUAACUCAAAGCUCAUCAAAGGUGUGACAGAGUUUCGGAGUACAGAAAUUGAACUUAAUGAGCUUAAGGGCUUUGUAAAGAACCUCAGAAAGGAAGAUGAUGUCUCAUUCGCACAAGCCAUUGAAAUUGUGGAAGCAAACGCUCGAUGGCACGACCAGUUAGAAGAUGAGCUGUUCCAGUGGCUCAGGAAAUCCCUGAACAGCUAAUUUGUAACACUUCUAAAUAUUUAUAGCAUGAAGUGCUUUGAUGCAUUUGUACUAUUUAAAAUUCCUCUACUUUUGAGAGAAGGGGGAUAAAGGACGUGCGACAGAUUUUUCACUGAUUAUUUUUUUCUGCAGAUUACAACUUUCCUUAUGGUGAGAGAGGAUAAAGCAAAGUCUGCAUUAAAAAUUAGUCACAGCUUCAUGGGACAGAAUGUUUUUACAGCUAGUGCAUGUUAUUAACGGUCAGUAGAGAAAGAUAUGAAUUGAGAUGUAAUUUAUGCAUGAUUGUUUUGUCCCAUCUGUAUUCCAGCAUGCUAAGUUUCAAAAUUAUCAAUUUUGUGUUCUUGCAAUGUUCUUGUACCAAACCAUGGUAAUAUUAUGCAAAUAUUUAAAAGCACAAUGACUGUUAAGGACAAUCAGUAUGGGGAAACUUGACAAUGUGAUCAAUUAAUGCACCCUAUAGAAAUAAUGUGCUUCAUACCCUGAUAAUUGGAAGUCAGACACAGUUUUUAAACACAAACUGUAGUGGAAUUUGAGAAGCAUUUUGUGGAAUACAGGCAAAAAUAAAAAGUAAACUUUAAUUUAGCUCAUUUCAUGUUAUUAAUAUUGGGGAUUUUGCUAAAUGAAAACCUAUAGCAUAUGUAUUUUAAACUGAAAACUAUGAACUUUUAACUCUGUAAUAAAAUUUUGUACAGUAAUCUAU
Messenger RNA from Pristis pectinata (smalltooth sawfish), 4267 nucleotides. Its product is annotated as thyrotropin-releasing hormone-degrading ectoenzyme-like. Gene Ontology annotation, biological process: peptide catabolic process; proteolysis. Gene Ontology annotation, molecular function: peptide binding; zinc ion binding; metalloaminopeptidase activity. The record is from RefSeq and is a predicted model, not a curated record. Gene Ontology annotation, cellular component: cytoplasm. NCBI's taxonomy places the organism in Eukaryota, Metazoa, Chordata, Chondrichthyes, Rhinopristiformes, Pristidae.